Symsagittifera roscoffensis is the source of this 1148-nucleotide messenger RNA. RefSeq lists its product as uncharacterized. The record is from RefSeq and is a predicted model, not a curated record. The transcript is spliced from 2 exons. The coding region runs from base 9 to 1082 and encodes 357 amino acids. Lineage: Eukaryota; Metazoa; Xenacoelomorpha; Acoela; Convolutidae.
GGUUACCAAUGAACUCGGACAAAUGGUUGGUUUGUGGCCAGAAAUGUGGAAAUAAUAAUUUAACGAACACAAAAGAUCCUUCAAAUAGAGAAUGGCAGCCGAAAUUGCUUCGUGUAAUCAUGUUCAGUUUCAUUGUGAACCACCUCGAUUUAGUGGAAUCCUUUUACGGCUUACCGGAAAUGAUAGUCGAGGAAAUAUUCACCAGCAAAGAGCUUAGCGAGGAAAAGAAGAAAAAUCACAUGCAUUUAGCUAUUGAGGCUUGCCCAGAACUUUUCAGGGUGUUACAUGUAGAACGAAACCCAACCAUGGCUGAUAAAUUGUACAACUUGCCAUUCAGUGUGUUAAACGGGAUGAAGAAAUUGUUGAUUGAGGGGUGCGAUUUGAGCAAGGAACGUCUUUUGAUUACUGGAAAAGAGUUCGAAAGCUUAACUGUUCUGCAGUUGGAUGCGAGCCAUUUGCAUGACGAGGAUUUGAGACUGUUAACUGGAAGGCAACGUGUUUAUAAAACAGGCUGUUUGGAAAAUCUAAGGGCACUGUCACUGUGUUGCAAUCACAACCUCAGUCAAAAGUGUCUCCAAUACUUCAACUGUUUCACAAAGUUGGGUAAAUUACGUCUAUGUGGAAAGCAACUGUGGUCAUUUUCGGGCAAGGAAAACAUGAAUGACCUAAGCAGCAAAUGGACUCGAGCUGAUAUGGCUAAUAAAAUCGACAAUUAUCAGUAUGAUUUUCAAAAAGAAAACCCAGAAGAGGAUAAUUGGCUGAUUGAUUUGUUCUACAGAGUUCAUCAGAUAAGCGAAUCUAAUGAAUCAAAGUUGACGAGAAAAGAGAAACAAAGAUUAGCAGAUACCUUUCGAUGCAACAGAACGGAAUUGAAUCAAUUUUAUGGCGAAGAAACUGUGAAAGAUUUCAGAGCGAUCAAUUCUGAGUGCUCUAUAGAAAGUUUUCAAUUCUUAUAUCGACAACCAGUAUCGGAAAGAUUGGCUGAGACAUCAGCAGCCAGUUCAGCACCCUUGAAAAGGAAACGAGACGAAACUGAACGUCAAAAUCAGUUUGACUUGAAAAUGUUGAAACUUUAUUUGUGAUUUAGAUUUAUUGUAAUUGAAUUAGUGAAUUUGAAUAUUUGUUUUUGUUAAUAGAAUUUUUGCUUU